AUGCAACUGAAAUUCGUUGUCGGAGUCUUCAACGCAAAACUAAGAGAGGCUACAAAAGAAGAAUACAGGAUUGGAAGAUUUGGAAUAGGGAACCGGAAUGAAAAUGGCAAUCGUCUCGCCGGGCUGUUGUUCUCCGCUCGCCUAUUUCAUGGGAACUCUCUUUUCAUGAAGAAAGUCAUCGUCAGUGGACAAAUCGUCCAAUGGCGCGACUCGUGCGGAGAUCGAUGUUCGACCACAUGCUCGCCAACCGGAGGUGGUGUCUACUUGACGUCUCGGAAGUACCAUCCUUUUGUAGUGGUUCUGAUCACCGUCUUCUUCGUGCGAAAAUACGACUUAGCCACACGAUGGAAAAGAACAACUGCUAUUGGCAACAAAGAAGAAAAGAAGUCGUCUACGACGAUUGGCGUACUCGAGGACUCCUUGUCCCAGGGUGACUGGCACAUCGGGGAAGACCCAAACGUGGACUAUGAGAUGUUGCUCAGAGGAUUACAAGCCUGUGCUGAGCGUGCCUCGAAGCCGCGCAUGACAAACUUGAGUUGA
Molecule: messenger RNA, 540 nt
Organism: Necator americanus (New World hookworm)
Lineage: Eukaryota; Metazoa; Nematoda; Chromadorea; Rhabditida; Ancylostomatidae
Exons: 1
Coding region: 1-540 (179 amino acids)
Source: RefSeq, a predicted model, not a curated record